This is a messenger RNA of Papaver somniferum (opium poppy), 957 nucleotides long. RefSeq names its product zinc finger protein ZAT11-like. Bases 148 to 804 code for a protein of 218 amino acids. The record is from RefSeq and is a predicted model, not a curated record. The transcript has a single exon. Lineage: Eukaryota; Viridiplantae; Streptophyta; Magnoliopsida; Ranunculales; Papaveraceae.
CUUUCUUAUCUCCAUUCACAACAGCAACAGAAAUUUCACACUUUUAUUCAUUCUCUGCAAAUACAUAGAUUUCUAAGAGAAGAAAACUCACUUUCAUAAUUAUUUCAAACAUACUAUAUUUUCCAGUACUAUACAAAGACAUCAUAUAUGAUGAUGAUGAAUGGUAAGAGAAGUAGAGAAGAAAUGGAAGAUAACACAGCAAACAUGGCAACUUGUUUGAUGUUAUUAUCACGAAACGGAGGAGGAGAUCAGAUCGACUAUCGACCGUUCAUUCAGGCACAGACGAUAUCGACAAGUUCAAAAAGCCGUGUUUAUGAGUGCAAAACAUGCAAUAGACAGUUUCCGUCGUUUCAAGCACUUGGGGGACAUAGAGCGAGUCACAAAAAACCUAAAUUGGCAGACCAAGUAUCAUCUGAUGAUCUAAGUAGCCAACAACAAGUGACGAAACCGAAGAUUCAUGAAUGUUCAAUUUGCGGGUUAGAGUUUGCGAUUGGACAAGCUUUGGGUGGGCAUAUGAGAAGACAUAGAGCUGCCAUGCUUGAAUCUUCAUUGACAACAACAAAAACAGCAGUAUUAUCACCCUCUUCAUCAGAUAUUACAACUGAUACCACUGAAAAACAACAAGUACCUGUAUUCAAGAGGUCGAAUAGUAGCAGGAGAAUUUUGGGUCUGAACUUGGAUCUAAAUAUAUCUGAUCCUCUGCCUACAACAACAACAAAAGAUAGCAAUGAUUUUGAGUUCUCAUCUCUUGUAUCAGCAACCAAACAGAUGUCCACGACACCCGUUAUUUACAGUUUUAUUUGAUUAUUUUGUACACUAUACCUCCUAGGUAGCUCUAGAUUUUACAUAGAAUUCAUCCUUGUACUAUUCCCAUCAAAUUCUAUGUGUAUAAACAGUGUAACUAUUUGAUUUUGGUUAAAACGAGAAUUUUUGUACUUUCAUCUAGGCUCCGCUUUA